GACGUAAGUUGUAAAAAUGGAAUCAUCAUCGCAUAGUAUGAACGGACUUGGUGUUGCCACUGGAGAGGGAGAUGACAUGCCUUAUGAUGUGAAUAUGAAGCUUGCCCUGAUCGGAGAUUCUGCGGUCGGAAAGACUUGUUUGCUAAACAGAUACAUUCAGGGUACCUUUUCCAGUGAAUUUUACACAACAAUUGGAAUUGACUAUCGUACGAAGAUUGAGACAAUCGAUGACAAAGUAUGCCGUCUUGAGGUUUGGGACACUGCAGGGCAGGAGCGGUUCCGAGCCAUAACCAAGUCGUACUUACACGACGUGGCUGGCGUGUUCCUGGUUUUUGAUAUAACGACUCGCACAUCGUUUACCAACAUCUCUACAUGGAUUCAACAGAUCGAGAACAGCGGAGUGGAGGAUGUUUGCUGCAUUUUGAUCGCCACGCACGGCGAUCAGUUGGAUCGCCGGCAGGUUUCCGACGAGGAAAUCAAGGAGCGAGCCGCCGCGUUGAACUACUCUUAUUUUGUCACCAGCGCCGUGGAUGGACAGAAUGUGAACGAAGCCUUCCGCGCCAUGGGAAGUCUGAUUCUGAAGAAGUCGAAGAAGGACGAGAGCGAGAUGGGAAGUGGGAGAAGGGGGACAUGUUCAGUGUAGAUACUCCAGUUGUGUUGAAGAAGCACGAGAAAAGUGGAGGUUGCUCCUGCUAAUUACAUAAUCAGCUUAUUUUUUUUGUUA
Messenger RNA from Blastocystis hominis, 724 nucleotides. RefSeq lists its product as hypothetical. The transcript has 6 exons. The record is from RefSeq and is a predicted model, not a curated record. Lineage: Eukaryota; Bigyra; Opalinata; Blastocystidae. Gene Ontology annotation, biological process: regulation of exocytosis; protein secretion. Gene Ontology annotation, molecular function: GTPase activity; GTP binding. The coding region runs from base 77 to 643 and encodes 188 amino acids.